CAUACGCCGAAGAAUACUUCAUGAAAAAAAUCCUUCGCAGGAUAAAAACUGAUUAAAGGAGCGCAUUUACACAAAACUAAGCGCUAAAACUAAAGGGGCGAAGGCACAAACGGUGCAAUCGCUAACGGACUGAGCGAGAAUAACGCAAUUAUUUAGCGUGGUGCUGGCAGAAUGUGGGACUCCAUGUUUCUGAGUACCUUGACGCCGAAGUUUUAUGUCGCACUUACGGGCACUUCAAGCUUAAUUUCCGGACUUAUUUUGAUCUUUGAAUGGUGGUACUUUCGCAAAUAUGGCACUUCGUUCAUCGAGCAAGUCUCCAUCAAUCACAUAAGCCCCUGGAUUAAUGGCAACGACGCACAGUCCGACAGCAGCAAUGGCAGUGGCAGCAGCAGCAGCAGCGGCUCAAGUAGCAGCAGCAAUGGUGGUAACGGUGGUGGUGCGAUUGGCGGUGCCGCAACCACCGGCACUGGCACCGCCGCCAUGCCCGAGUGUAAGGUUUGGCGCAAUCCGCUAAAUCUGUUCCGUGGCGCCGAAUAUCAACGCUUCUUUUGGGCGACAAGCAAGGAGCCGCUUACCUAUUACGACAUGAAUCUGAGCGCACAGGACCACCAAACAUUCUUCACCUGCGAGGGAGAUGCACGCAAGGAGGAGUAUGAAAUCAUGCAGACAGCCUGGCGUGAACGCAAUCCAAUGCAACGCAUCAAAUCAGCGCACAAUGCGCUGGAAAUCAAUUCAGAAUGUGCACCCGCUUACAUAUUGCUGGCCGAGGAGGAGGCUAUGACCAUUAUGGAGGCAGAGAAAAUACUCAAAACGGCACUAAAAGUGGCCGAGAUUAAUUAUCGUAAGUCACAGGCCACACAACAUCAAGGGGCCAUUGCGGAUGGAGUGCAUCGGCGUGAUACAAACGUGCUCAUUUACAUUAAGCGACGGUUGGCCAUGUGCGCACGUAAGUUGGGCAAACUCAAGGAGGCGGCCAAAAUGUUUCGUGACCUCACCAAAGAGAUACCCUCGAUAAUGAGCGUGCUGAACAUACACGAGAACUUGAUUGAGACGCUAUUGGAGAUGCAAGCGUAUGCCGAUUGCCAUGCCAUAUUAGCUAAAUACGAUGACAUCUCGCUUCCAAAGUCGGCGACAAUUUGUUAUACGGCCGCGCUGUUGAAGGCGCGCGCCGUAGCCGACAAAUUCUCGCCAGAUAUUGCGUCGAAACGUGGCCUGAGUCCGGCUGAAAUGAGUGCGGUAGAGGCCAUACAUCGUGCUGUUGAAUUCAAUCCGCACGUACCGAAGUAUUUACUUGAGACAAAGCCACUCAUAUUACCGCCCGAGCAUAUUUUGAAGCGUGGCGAUUCCGAGGCCCUGGCCUAUGCGUUCUUCCACUUGAAGCACUGGAAACAGGUCGAGGGUGCCCUCAACUUGCUGCACUGCACCUGGGAGGGCACAUUCCGUAUGCUGCCGUAUCCGCUCGAGCGUGGUCAUCUCUUCUAUCCAUAUCCAACCUGUACCGAAUGCGCCGAUCGCGAACUGCUGCCCGCUUUUCAUGAGGUCUCCGUCUAUCCGAAGAAGGAGCUCCCCUUUUUCAUACUCUUCACGGCUGGUCUGUGCUCGUUUACAGCGUUGCUGGCACUUCUCACGCAUCAAUAUCCGGAACCUAUGGGCUUGUUGGCACAGACGGUACUUACUUGGAUUUCGUAUCCAUUUCAGUUGCUUAAGGAACGUAUCGAGGCAUUCUGGCCGUGUCUUCAGCAAUUGUCGCGCGUCUAGACUCAACGAACCACAAACUAACGCACACUCUCAAUCAUAAACAAACACACACACACACACCACAUAUUCAUCUGGCAAGUGAAUGGCAUUAUUGAAACACAUUCAAAUCAAGCUACAAAACUCAAAUACAAACAAAAACGUGCAUACAUACAUAUAUAUUUUGGAUCUUAAUAUGUCUGUGUUGUCUUCGUGAAAUAAAAGAAAAGAAAAACUAACAAACGAAAGUGAUCCUAACAUUUUGCAAAGGCAUUUCCAUUGCAAGGCUACAAAUAAUGAAGUAAUUUUAAGUUUUAAUUUUAUUUUUUAUUAUAAUGAAUACGAACAAACCAGCUACUAAAUGCAGAAAUAUUAAUUUCAUUUAAUUUAUUAAAA
Messenger RNA from Scaptodrosophila lebanonensis, 2130 nucleotides. RefSeq names its product protein ST7 homolog. Bases 172 to 1758 code for a protein of 528 amino acids. The record is from RefSeq and is a predicted model, not a curated record. The transcript is spliced from 2 exons. NCBI's taxonomy places the organism in Eukaryota, Metazoa, Arthropoda, Insecta, Diptera, Drosophilidae.